UGACCUUUUUUAUUCGUAAAACGAUAGUUUACAAAACUCUCAAAAACACCCCCUCAUUCACACACUCACUGACCGACAACAGUCGCAGCAGAUGAGGAAAGAAAGCCCAUCGCCAUCUGUCUCCACCGCCACCACCGCUUCCAAACUCUUCACCGCCUUCGAAACGAAGCCGUUAGUUGCUACAUUACUAGCCUUGACACUCGUUAUGCUUAUAUGGAAUCUCCCUCCUUAUUACCAAAAUCUAUUCUCUACCACUCGUCCUUGUUCAGCUCCAACACCUUCAACUUCUCUUAAUACCACUUCUUCUUAUUCUUCUGCUACUAUCAUUGCUUCCGUUAAUGCCUCCUCACCGUUGCCCAUUUUCUCCGCCGCUCAAAAAUUCUCAGCACAAAAGCCCAUUGAUCCCAACAAGAGAGUCUUUCAAGCUUAUGGCAACGCUGCAGCUCUUUUUGUUCAGAUGGGUGCAUACAGAGGCGGUGAACGGACGUUCGCGGUGGUGGGUCUCGCUUCCAAGCCCAUUCAUGUGUUUGGUCGGCCCUGGUUCAAAUGCGAGUGGAUCUCUAACAACGGUUCUUCUGUUCGAGCAAAAGCUUAUAAAAUGCUUCCUGACUGGGGCUACGGUCGUGUUUAUACAGUUGUUGUGGUUAAUUGUACUUUUUCUGUUAAUCCUAAUUCCAAUAACCUAGGUGGGAAGCUUAUGAUAAAUGCGUACUAUGGUGUCUCUCAGAGAAAGUACGAGAAAUUUACAGCUUUGGAAGAGGCACCCGGUUCUUAUAAUGAGUCUAAGUUUCGCCCACCUUAUCAAUAUGAAUAUCUGUACUGUGGUUCGUCUUUGUAUGGGAAUCUAAGCGCUUCAAGAGUGCGGGAAUGGAUGGCUUAUCAUGCCUGGUUCUUCGGACCCAGUUCUCAUUUUGUGUUUCAUGAUACUGGUGGUGUGACUCCUGAGGUUAGGGCGGUUUUGGAACCGUGGGUGCGAGCUGGGAGAGCCACGGUUCAGGAUAUAAGGGCGCAGGCUGAUUUUGAUGGCUACUAUUAUAACCAAUUCUUGGUGGUGAAUGAUUGUUUGCAUCGCUACCGAUACGCUGCCAAUUGGACCUUUUACUUUGAUGUGGAUGAGUAUAUCUAUUUGCCUCCGGGAAAUACUUUGGAAUCCGUUCUUCAGGAGUUUUCUGAUUAUACCCAGUUCACCAUUGAGCAGAACCCAAUGUCAAGCAAUCUCUGCUUGAAUGAUUCCACUCAAGAUUAUUCCAGGCAAUGGGGGUUUGAGAAGCUGCUGUUCAGGGAAUCUCGAACCAGAAUUCGUAGGGAUCGGAAGUAUGCAAUUCAGGCUAAAAACGCCUUUGCAACAGGCGUGCACAUGUCGGAGAAUGUUGUUGGCAAGACAUUGCACAAGACAGAAACAAAGAUCCGAUAUUAUCACUAUCACAAUACCAUAACAGUGCACAAGGAACUAUGCCGGGAAUUGCUCCCCCUAUCAGCCAAGAGCAGUGUGACAAAGUAUGAUAACCUCCCAUAUGUUUAUGACAACAAUAUGAAGAAACUUGCCAACGCAAUUAAGGAAUUCGAGCUCAAAACUAUAGGAAAUGUACAGGGGUUUUCAUGAUUCAUAGAGCUCAGAUUGAGGCCAAACCCAUCAUUCAUUCCCAUGUGUGCAAUGUGAUAAUAGGUGACAUUGUUCAGUAUGCAAGCGUGGCUUACAUUCUCAUAAUUCCUGAUCUGGGUUGCUGAAAGUUUACUCUUUCUUUCCUGGAUGGCAUGAGCUGCUGGAAAUUGAUGAAAAAAUGGGGAAGAAGGCUCCUGGGUCCAGUUAUAUUGCUUUGAUUUGUCUAUAAAGGUGAGCUUCUUAUACAGUGCAAACUUUGUAAAUUUGUUUUAUGACAUUUUUUUUUUAUGAUCUUACUGUUAAUGAAAUACAAGAGCUUUUAGAAA
Mangifera indica (mango) is the source of this 1929-nucleotide messenger RNA. Its product is annotated as galactan beta-1,4-galactosyltransferase GALS1-like. Lineage: Eukaryota; Viridiplantae; Streptophyta; Magnoliopsida; Sapindales; Anacardiaceae. The record is from RefSeq and is a predicted model, not a curated record. Bases 92 to 1603 code for a protein of 503 amino acids. The transcript is spliced from 2 exons.